Cydia strobilella is the source of this 803-nucleotide messenger RNA. RefSeq lists its product as uncharacterized. The record is from RefSeq and is a predicted model, not a curated record. Lineage: Eukaryota; Metazoa; Arthropoda; Insecta; Lepidoptera; Tortricidae. The coding region runs from base 43 to 783 and encodes 246 amino acids. The transcript is spliced from 4 exons.
UCUGAAAAUUAUUUGAAAUAUCUAUACGUGAAAUUGAUUAUUAUGGCCAAUAGAGACACUACAGAUGCAAUGCAACCUAAGCACAUGACUUUCUCAAACUCGAAAGUGCCUAUCAUCGGAUGCCUCCUAGACUAUUUGGACAUCGGCAUUAACUACAUAUACAGCAGAUCGUUACGGGGCGAGAAACUCCGGCCCAGCGACGCAAGGCCCUCCCUAUCACCCACUUUUCUAGCUUUCGUCUGUCUUUUGCUUGGAUUCAUUGCCAAUGUAAAGCUGGAAGUAGUGAAGUUUGACGAAUCCCCUCUGAACUACGAUUUGCAUUUGAUGCUGAUGAGCAAAGAAGAUAACCUUUAUAUUGAUGAGAUCGAUCCGUCUCGUGUUAUGUGGUGUAUUGAAGCUUCUGACUGCGCUGCAUUGCUCAUCAGCUGUUCACUUAUAUGGAAUUCUUCAAAUGUGAAGUCAUCGUUCACCGAAUACAUGUUCCUGCCCUGGUUGGGAGUGACACUGCGAGGACUGAUCCUCCGCCAGCUCCCGACUGUAGCGGCCCUCAUCUACACCAUGGCGAUCAUCGACAGCCAUCCUGUUAACCCGAUGUUCUUGACUGUCUUCUCUUUUCUGUUCUUGUUGCAAGCGCGGAUUUGCUUGGAAAUCAUUCGGACGUUGCGCGCGCGCUGGCAGCGGCGCGCGUUGUCGAGCGACGAGCGGCGCGUUCAAGUCGAGACGCUCUGGAGUAACGAGGAGGACGACGUGCCCAGUGUUGAGAUGCGCAACUUUCUUUACUAGCUCCAUGUGUCUGUUCAUAC